AUGACAUUAUUUGAUGUCUGUAGAAUCUUAACAGUAGGUUAUAAUUGUUUUAUUGUAGUUAGGAAGAAGAUAAAGCGCUUUCCCAGGGAAAAGGGUAGGGGGAAAGUGUUUUGGGGUAGUGCUGAUAAAAAAGUUAGGGUAGACAAGCAAAUGCAAAAAGUAUUUCGUAAAAGGGCGAGACAGUACAACUCAGAUGAUGACGAGGAGGAGGAAGAGCACGAGGAGCCUGCUGGAGAGGAAGGUGAAAAUGGUUCAUAUGCUGAUGAUAAGGUGAAAGGGGAUUCUGAUGACGAAGACGAAAAUAUAGAGCCAGGAAUUACAAUGUUCACUGAUGGUUGUAAAGCGUUUAAGAUGGCUUUCAGCACAAUCAUUAGGAAGAAAGUUGCAGACCCUGAAUUGGGCCAUGUUUUGUCAGGGAACAAGGAGCUAGUUGCUAUGAAACUUGCUGAAGUGCUAAGCGAAAGAAAGGCCAAAGAGGAGGCCAAGAAGGACAAACAUAUGGAGCGGGAGAAGGGCCAUGCAAAGCUACCUGCACAUUUAGACUCACAAGACAAGUUUCUUCUGAAUGUUGAUACUAAAGGAGCAUCAAAUUUCAGUGAUCAAGUUAUUUACUGCGGUAAGUCCGUCAGCAAAGCGCAAAAUGCUCAGAAAGGACUAAAUCUAUCAAGGGAUAAAGAUGCCAAAGGUAUUUCAGUUGUGCUUACAAUAGAUGUUAGUCUUGUUGAUAUAGAUGACGUUGCAAUUUUCAUAUUGCAUACAAGCUAA
Molecule: messenger RNA, 765 nt
Organism: Papaver somniferum (opium poppy)
Lineage: Eukaryota; Viridiplantae; Streptophyta; Magnoliopsida; Ranunculales; Papaveraceae
Exons: 7
Coding region: 1-765 (254 amino acids)
Biological process (GO): maturation of LSU-rRNA; maturation of 5.8S rRNA
Cellular component (GO): preribosome, large subunit precursor
Source: RefSeq, a predicted model, not a curated record